Messenger RNA from Marchantia polymorpha subsp. ruderalis, 3320 nucleotides. The record is from the annotation of a GenBank genome assembly. NCBI's taxonomy places the organism in Eukaryota, Viridiplantae, Streptophyta, Marchantiopsida, Marchantiales, Marchantiaceae.
GGGGCUGCUGGGGGACGAAGACGGGGAGCGGACGGCUGAAAGAGCCAGGAGUGGCGCAGAAUUAGGCUUUCUCCUCUCUGUCGCUCCCAUGGUUCCUUUGUUUUCUGGAGCGGAGGUGAGGGGGGGAGAGGAUUGCGAGCGAGAGGGGAGGGGAGGGGAGGGGAAGCGAGAGGGAGAGGAGGGGGAGGGAGGGAGGAAGGGGCGAGAGGCGGUAGGUGAAGAGGGGAGGGGGAGAGACGAGAUGGGAUCAUUUCUUGAGGAAAUUUAUUUUGGGGGAGUAACGGAGGCCCUUCUCCCGAGAGAGUGUCGUGAGAGGAGGAGAAAUUAAAAAAUGGUGAGGAAAUGGAAUUGCGAGCAUUGUUAAAUAUUCAAAUGAUUCUACAUUAGGGUCGAAUUUCUUUUCAGCUGAUCCGGAGAUAGUUUAGUCCUUUACUACCCCGUGCUUUGUUUUAUUGGCAUAUAAUCAAUCUCCUGGACUAAGAGUUAUAUCCCCUACUUCUCCUCAUUCUGUUCCGAAGACUGUCAGUCAGCUGGGUUGUUUGCGCAGGAGGCAUCUCAGACGUCUUCGAGGUCAUGAAUCACUGCUACCAUGUUCCUCGAGGGUUUGGAGUGCAGAUGGGGCUCUGCGGGCUGAUUAGAUAGCUGUCGCACUCUCGCGCUCCUUCAAAUCCUCUUUCGAACUCCGAGGGCAAGAGGCCAGGAACCGCAGAGCGACGCCGGGGCCCAGAGCCAAAGAAGUCGAGGGAGAAGCCGACGACCGAAGUAGGAAUAGUUAGCUGACAUCUUCAGCUGAAGAGCAGUGUGUGCGGAUCGAAGCGGUUUCAGCCGGCGGGCCGGAUCAGUUAGUACAUGCAUGGAAGGCAGGGAUGGAGUCAGUUCAGGAGGAGGCGGGAGCAUGCCGGGAAGUUUGGGCCUUCACUUGCAACAAAGACCUGCUGGCUCGGCCGUGACGUCGCCCUCUGGCUUGCACACUCCCGCCCCUCUGCGGCCCGCCCCUGCUGCAACUGCUAUCACCCUCGCUAGCCCGAGCCCCAGUCCCGCGACCAACAGCAGCACCUCUCCGUCAGAUGGUAUUGCAACAACUCCGCACUCUGCAAUCAUGAGUAUGAAUAUCGGACAAGCAGGCAGUUACACUCCCAUCGCUUCGUCAGGAAUGGUGGCAGCGAGUUUAGGAGCCCGCCCCGAGCCUCCCAAGAGAAAAAGGGGGAGGCCUAGAAAAUAUCCUGGCGCAGAUGCCAGCCCAGGAGGCAGCCUGGGAGUGUCGCUUGCCUUGACUCCCAUCGCUGCCAAAUCGCCACAAUCUCCUACCGAGAAACGUGGGCGAGGGCGACCGCCCGGUUCAGGAAAGAAACAACAGCUCGCCGCCUUAGCUACAGCAAACGGUGCUUGGUUGGCAGGAGCAGCCGGAGGAGGUUUCACUCCGCACGUAAUCACUAUUGCCGCCGGAGAGGACGUUGCCAACAAGGUGUUUGGCUUCUCGCAACAAGGACCGCGUGCAGUAUGCGUGUUAUCGGCGAAUGGUUCAAUAUCAAAUGUUACCUUACGUCAUGACUCUUCUUUCGGCGGUAACAUCACCUACGAGGGUCGUUAUGAGAUUCUUUCCUUGUCAGGUUCGUUUCUACCCACUGAUGUCGGAGGCACUCGUAGUCGGACUGGUGGUUUGAGCGUGUCGUUGGCCGCUAACGACGGGAAAGUGGUAGGAGGAAGUGUGUCGGGAUUACUGGUCGCGGCUACGCCAGUACAGAUUGUCGUCGGGAGUUUUGUUCCCGACUCUGGAAUAAAGCCCACGAGACUUCCGACCUCACCUGCGCCUGCGGGAAACGGGGAAUCGAAUAGCGCAAUGAUGACGUCGAUCGGGCUGGCACCGGCGAUGGGAUCCACGGGUGUGACGGUGGCCUCGCCUCCCGCGUCGGCAGCUCGGCUGUCGAAAACCGAACCGCCGUCGGCCGUGAAGGUAGCAUCGAGCUCAGCUCCGAGCGCAACGCCGAACCACCAGGGAGGGAGUGCUAGCAGCGCAGCCGGGUCGACGCCCCAGAGCAUGGGACUGUUCCAAACCGGAGGCUGGCAACCGACCCAAGUGGGAGCCGAGAGGCGGACUCCGACGGACAUCAACAUUUCGCUGCCGGGUGGGUAACUGCAAGAGUAAGACCAAUUUUGGGACACCAUCUAUCUUCCGGAACUAUGGACAAGCCGAGUCGGUCCAGCACCAGGACCGAAAGUGUGAUCAAGUCUGUGAAGUUGUUCAAGUGGCCACUGAGAGGUGUAUAAUCUCGCAUCAGUCGUACCCCUGCCUGAUUGACAUUAGGGGGUUUUGCCAUGAAUUGUUCAUCUUGACAGUGGCAACGUUGUGCUCCCGUUGGCAGAUUUAGAGAGAUUAGCUGCACGGUAAUAUCUGCUCCUUUUCUUUCGUGUUCUUUUGUUGGGGUUGGGACGACCUCAUUCAGCGACCUUGAGAAGGUUCAACAGCUGGGGAUUAGAUAUUUGCUCCUAUUUCAUCAGGUUCUUUUGUUGGGGGUGGUAGGACAGACGACCUCACCCAGCGACCUUUGUGCAAGGUACAAAAGUUCGGGAUUAGAGCGACUUCAUAUCCCACAUACAGUCGGAAGAUGGGAUGAAGAUUCAGGAUGUUUUAAAUCCUCCCACCAUCAAAAUAUCUACUUGUAUUGAGACGAAGUUAGGCUUUGAAAUGAUGGUAGAACAUGUCAGGAGUUCUUGCAUGUUUCUUCUGCUGAUGUGAGUUCCUAGAGCACUGUGAUAUGAGCCCUUAGCGGUCGAGACAGUUUCAUUGUGACCUCGAGAUUAUUGUCAUUCUUUCAGCCGGUCACAGUCAAAUGCCGCAUGAUUUUUUCCUCCAUAUUCACUCAUGUGUACAUUGUUCUGAUAAGUAAUUCCCUUCGCCUUUCAUGAAAAGUCCCUUUUUUCCUCUGGUCUCCGAUUGAUAUCGGUUCACGGAAUAUGCUUGUGACACUCUUUGUGCCACAGUUGUGCUUCAACUAGAUACUGCUCAAAACCGGUAGCCUUUAUUCGGUGAGAUCUGACAAUUUUCAACUGACUUGUUCUGUAAACAGACUGAAGUCUUUUCCAAAUUCUAAGUACAGUAAGUGAACAUGCGCAAGAGGCUCUCGUGUGCGAAGCACACUGUUCCAUCUGAACGUGGCUGAGCAUUUAGCAGGUAGUUAAACAGGAUAACGCUUAGAUGUCAGUUUUGGGUUUCAGCAGUAAAACACUUCUGAGCCAUCAGUAGUUGUGCUCUGUGCAACUAUUUUAUGUGUCAGUACUAUUACUUAAACACAUCAAUUGAGAUAUCUUUUGCCGAGGAA